CAAGCCUCCUUUUUACAUUGCGAUCUGCUUCACGUGUAUUAUUUUAUGUAUUAAAGCUACACGGAAAUGGGGUGCUUAAGUGGGGUGGGAUUAGUUUUUGGCAAUCUUACACACAGGAACCAUGUUGAGCUUUCAGACUUGGCAACUUCCCUGGGUGCGACUAUUUUACGCCCAUCGGACGCGCCAAGAGCGAGCUACCUUGUAGCAAGCAAUGUUCUCCGGCUGCCGGAUGGAAGCGACCCAUACCUUGUCGCCUUUCAGCUUAAUCCGGGGUUGGUGGCCGUGUCACCGGACUGGCUCUCGACAUGCCAAGCGGAGCAGCGUCAGGUUGAAGCCAGCCCCUACCUGCUGGGACCCUUCAGCGGCAUCCGGGUCAGCAUCACCAACUUCGGCGCCAAGGAGCGCGACGGUGUGGUGUCGCAGCUGAAGCAGGGCUGCGCGACCCCGUCGCCCGAGCUGUACCGCACCUCCACCCACCUGGUUGGCUCCAAAGCGGGCGGCAAUAAGCACACCCACGCCCGCGAGUGGGGUUUGUUCGUGGUGCACUACGACUGGGUGUUGGACUGCCUGAAGGCGGGGCACCGGCUGGACGAGCGGCCGUACAACCUGGACACCUACGUGCCCCGGGAGCCGGCGGGGGGCGCCACCGUGUCCGUGUACGGGGACCCCGCGCGCCAGUCAUCCAGGACGCUCUCAUCGGGGCGCUGCGGGGCGGCCUCCGACGCGGGAGCGGCAGCGGUCACUGCCAGGCAGGGAGCCGCGAGCAUCAGGGG
Messenger RNA from Astrephomene gubernaculifera, 773 nucleotides. NCBI's taxonomy places the organism in Eukaryota, Viridiplantae, Chlorophyta, Chlorophyceae, Chlamydomonadales, Astrephomenaceae. The record is from the annotation of a GenBank genome assembly.